Helobdella robusta is the source of this 378-nucleotide messenger RNA. RefSeq lists its product as hypothetical. The record is from RefSeq and is a predicted model, not a curated record. The transcript is spliced from 5 exons. Lineage: Eukaryota; Metazoa; Annelida; Clitellata; Rhynchobdellida; Glossiphoniidae. The coding region runs from base 1 to 378 and encodes 125 amino acids.
AUGUCAGAGGCGUUCUUCUGCCAUCGAACAUCUCACCAGCUAUUGUGGCAACUGGUUCACGUGGUGAAUGUUGCUAUUUGCCUCUUAUGGAUAUUGUUUAUAGCAUUAAAUGACUCACCUUCAGAUAAAGCCAGAUUGGUUGCUGUCAGAAGUGAAUUGGGUUCUGCUCGGCUAAGGGCUAUUUCCAGUACGGCGUGUGGUUCAAUGCUUCCAUUAGAAAAGCAGUUAUACCUGCCCUUAAAAACAGCAGGUUUACUGUCUGAAAGUAAUCAAUGGCCAGACGGUUACACCCUAGCCCUUAGCCAAGCAGAACCCGAUUCACUUCUGACAGCUUCAAUUUGGCUUUAUCUGAAGCGAUGCAUUGUUUUAAUAGAUUAG